AAAAACGUAAUGUUUAUAGAAUUUUGCAGGGUUACUUUGAACGGGGUAGCCCUGGGAAAAGUGCCGUUACAUCGAAUAAGUUUCUACUAUAAUAAUGAGUGCGCUUAGCUGUGUAACCUCGAAUGACGUUAUGGCAUUGCGUACUAUAUGUACGGUAGAGCCUAAUCCACAGUAUAAUAUUGAAGAAGUGGAUAUGUACGGAAAUACAGCUUUGCUCAAAUCUUGCUACCUAGGUAGAUUGGAAUGUGCACGUACAUUGCUAGAAUUCGGUGCAAAUAUUUACGCCGUCAAUUAUUUUGGCCAAAAUGCGCUAACGUUGGCCAGUUAUGCUGGAAACUUGCAGCUAGUACUAGAGUUACUGCUGCGCCGCCCAUAUCAGGACUUUAAUUUAUCCUCGCUAAUACCAGCAGUUUGUGUGGCAGCCAUGCGACAGCACAAAGUUUUGGUGGAAUAUUUUAUGACCAUAGAUCCUAUAGGAACACCAAAUUUACGAACUGUGCAUGGCCUUGGAAUAAAUGAAUUGAGUCAGAUAUUAAAACCAAGGAAUUUUCUGCAGAACAAAUUAGUAAAUAAAUAUCAUUAAGUGUGUGUAAC
This is a messenger RNA of Drosophila navojoa, 594 nucleotides long. RefSeq names its product plutonium (gene plu). The record is from RefSeq and is a predicted model, not a curated record. Gene Ontology annotation, molecular function: protein binding. Lineage: Eukaryota; Metazoa; Arthropoda; Insecta; Diptera; Drosophilidae.